AUGGAAGAAGAAGAGCUACAAUUGAAGAGACAGCUGAGAGAAGCCAAAGCUGAAGAGCUGGCUAGACGUAAAAAAAAAAAGACUAGUUCGGAUGUCGGAAACGUAAACAAUAAGCCACCUCCCAAUUGUGCUAUAUACAUCUCCAAUUUACCGCUAGACAGCAUCAAUGAAAGAGACCUUUUCGAUGAGUUUUCAAGGUAUGGAAUCAUCAGGAAGGAGUCCAUUGAAGGUCAUCCUAAGUGCAAGCUUUAUCUCACCGACGAUGGGAAACUGAAAGGUGAUGCGUUGAUUGUGUACCUGAAGCCUGAAAGUGUGCAGAUGGCGAUAGAAUUCAUGGAUGGUGCUAAAUUCAAAGGAAAGGAGCUAAAAGUUGAAGAAGCAGUUUUCAAGCCAAAAACUAAAAACGAAGACAGCUUAGAAGAAGACACUGCAGAACUGAGGAAACUGAAGUUCCGCCAACUUCAAGAGCAGAAAGAUGAGCUAAAUGACUGGGGCGAUGGGCCAGAAAAUGAAGAUGAAGAUGGAGAUGACGGGGACGACAACGACAUUGAAAACGCUGAUAAUGGUGCGGCGUCUAGCGAGUCUUCCUCAGAGGAGUCAGAGAGCAAAAGUGCAAGAACAGUUGUUCUAUCAAACGUGCUCGAUCUCUACGCAAGACUGAGUCCCUCUGAAGUUUCUGAUAUAGCCGUGGAUUUGAAGCAGGGUUGCGAAGCACUGGGCAAAGUUGUAAUUUUUGAACUUGACGAGGUGCUGGGUCAAGCGAAGGUUGAAUUCGCGACAAAAGAACAUGCACAGAAGUGCUGUCAGACAAUGGAGGGUCGAUUUUUCGAUGGUAGAAAGUUGAUGGCCUACACUUUGGACGACGAAUCCAAUGAAGAUAAUGCAAGUUUACAAGAGCUGUGA
Lachancea lanzarotensis is the source of this 903-nucleotide messenger RNA. It is a transcript of the gene CUS2, whose product is annotated as LALA0S13e01244g1_1. Gene Ontology annotation, molecular function: RNA binding. NCBI's taxonomy places the organism in Eukaryota, Fungi, Ascomycota, Saccharomycetes, Saccharomycetales, Saccharomycetaceae. Gene Ontology annotation, cellular component: U2 snRNP; U2-type spliceosomal complex. The coding region runs from base 1 to 903 and encodes 300 amino acids. The record is from RefSeq and is a predicted model, not a curated record. The transcript has a single exon.